This is a messenger RNA of Orbicella faveolata, 734 nucleotides long. RefSeq names its product sorcin-like. Gene Ontology annotation, molecular function: calcium ion binding. The record is from RefSeq and is a predicted model, not a curated record. Lineage: Eukaryota; Metazoa; Cnidaria; Anthozoa; Scleractinia; Merulinidae.
CUUGCUUGUUUGUGGGUUGAUCGAAGACUUUCUUUUUUCCGCAAGGAUUCUUUGAUUUAAGGUAUGGCUUAUCAAGGCUUUGGGGCUCCACCGCCAGGUGGUUAUGGAGGGGGUUAUCCAGGUUACGGAGGCUAUCCAGGAGCAAUGCAACCUCAGGCUGAUCCACUUUUUGGCUAUUUUUCCGCUGUCGCUGGACCUGAUCAGCAGAUUGAUGCCAAAGAACUGCAACGCUGUUUAACAAGUUCAGGCAUCUCUGGAAGUUAUCAUCCUUUCAACUUGGAGACUUGUAGGACCAUGAUCACCAUGUUGGAUCGUGACCUCAGUGGCAAAAUGGGUUUCAAUGAAUUCAAGGAGUUAUGGGCAGCCCUAAACCAGUGGAAGACUACCUUCAUGCAGUAUGAUGCAGACAGGUCAGGUACAGUUGAACCACAUGAGUUACAUGCGGCCCUCUCUGCCUUUGGUUAUAGAUUAAGUCCAAACGCGUUGAAUGUCAUUGUGAAGCGGUACUCGACUGAUCACCGAAUCACUUUCGACGAUUUCGUAGCUUGCUGUGUGAGGCUGCGAGCGUUGACUGAUCAGUUUAGAAGACGCGACGCGGCGCAGAAUGGGGUUGCGAAUUUCCAGUAUGAUGACUUCAUCCAAGUCGCCAUGUAUUGCUAAGACGUUAGACAAGUUCCUGCAAGCUCUUCCAAUUUUUCUGUUGAUUAACUUUAUUUUUAAUUUUUUUUUUUUUU